AUGGCUUUCUCUCUUCCUCGAAGCACUCUUCGUCUCGCUGCUCUCAAAAGUCAUUUCCCACCAGUUUCCGCCCGGCCAUUCGUCUCCUUCCGCAACAUGUCUAUUCCCACCACCAUGAAGGCCAUUGUGGUCGAGAAGACCGGCGGCCCUGAGGUCCUAGAGCUGAAGACCGCUCACCCAGUGCCCACCCCGCAGGAGGGCCAGCUUCUAGUGAAGAACAGCAUCUCCGGUGUCAACUUUAUCGACACAUAUUUCCGGACUGGUCUGUACGCUUCUCCCAAGCCGGAGAUUCUCGGUCGUGAGGGUGCGGGUACUGUCCAAGCUAUCGGUCCCAAUACAUCUGGCUUCAAGGUCGGCGAUCGUGUUGCUUGGUUGGCUACCCAGGGCUAUGCCGAGUAUACCGCUGCGCCAGCGAAUAAGGCAGUGAAAAUCCCUGAUGGGCUGAGCGAUGAGGAUGUCAUGGCUUCGUUCUUGAGUGGUUUGACCGUUCUCUCAUUUAUCAAGGAGACUUACCCGGUGCAGAAGGGCGAAUGGGUCCUUGUGCACGCUGCAGCUGGUGGGGCUGGUUUCCUCAUGACACAGAUCUUGAAGACUAUCGGGGCCAAGGUCAUUGGUACAGCAGGUGGUCCUGAGAAGUGCGCACUGGUCAAGUCGCUUGGUGCAGAUGUGGUGAUUGACUACCGUAGUGAAGAGGGUAAGGACUGGGUGAAGUUGGUCAAGGAGGCUACGGGUGGUAAGGGAGUUGACGUCGUGUACGACUCUGUCGGCAAGGAUACUUGGGAAGGCAGCUUGGAAGCUGUCAAGCGCAAAGGCACGAUUGUCUGGUUUGGCAAUGCAAGCGGUCCUGUUCCUCCUAUUCCUCUACCCAAACUUUCUCCCAAGUGUGUGAAGAUUGCGCGUCCCGUUCUCUUCGGCUAUAUCGAGACCCGUGAGGAGUUUGAAUUCUACACCAACGAGCUAUUCAGCCUGCUCAGCUCCGGUCAGCUCAAGACCAAGAUUCAUAAGAUCUACCCCUUGGAGGAUAUUGCUCAGGUACACACUGAUCUGGAGGGGAGAAAGACUACAGGCAAGUCCCUUGUCAAGCCUUAA
Penicillium manginii is the source of this 1089-nucleotide messenger RNA. Its product is annotated as quinone oxidoreductase family protein. The transcript has 3 exons. The record is from RefSeq and is a predicted model, not a curated record. Gene Ontology annotation, cellular component: cytoplasm. Lineage: Eukaryota; Fungi; Ascomycota; Eurotiomycetes; Eurotiales; Aspergillaceae. Bases 1 to 1089 code for a protein of 362 amino acids. Gene Ontology annotation, molecular function: zinc ion binding; quinone reductase (NADPH) activity. Gene Ontology annotation, biological process: cellular response to oxidative stress.